GGCCAUUUUGUUCUUAUUGCCCUCAAGCCGCGGGUCGUUAUGGCAUGUAUUAUCCUUGGUUUAUAAUAUUUAGUCUUUUUAGUGCACAUCAAGGCUACAUACCUUUUUCGUUGGGUACACAAACGAAAUUAGGCUUUUUUCUUCCUUGUGGAACCGCUCAUCUAGCCCCUGGUUUUAUUGCACUUGGCUCCCCCUUUGUUUUUUGUGCGUGCACAGGGCAACGGUCAGGUCCACAAGAAUGCGUAACGAACAAUACCAUUCAUCGUCGUACUACUUGACUACUACUUGCCUACCAUAUAACUUAGAAAAUCCGAACUGAAACAUAGGGAGCACAGACCAACCAUACUAUUUAAACCUGAAACAAUAGUAACGCAGAUACACGCCACCCUUUUCAUUUCCGCUAUUGACAGAAGCUAUGCUUUACUGCAAACGAGGCUCUCUGCCAGGAACAGCACAAAUACAUACACACCUGGCUUCUCGUGAUACAUACACUGAAACAUUGAAUUUUGAUUAGCGCCGCCAUUCAGCGUACAAUGGUUAUCACGAC
Zychaea mexicana is the source of this 547-nucleotide messenger RNA. RefSeq lists its product as uncharacterized. Bases 45 to 278 code for a protein of 77 amino acids. Lineage: Eukaryota; Fungi; Mucoromycota; Mucoromycetes; Mucorales; Lichtheimiaceae. The record is from RefSeq and is a predicted model, not a curated record. The transcript has a single exon.